CAUAAAAAUGCACAUAUCGUUUCUGGGCUGGAUUAUUUUUGUCAUUAUUAAUGCCAGUGCAAUGGCUGAAUGGUAUUUUGUUUGUUGUGAAACUUGAUCAUUCUGGGGUCGAUCCCACGUAGUGCCAUGAGUAUGUACUGCUGAACAGUCAUAAACUAAAAUGAGAACGGCCAUCUACUGUCUCACAGUUAUUAUUAAUACGGCGGAGAAUAUUCAUAGUUCAGGUGGAUGAUCUUGGUUUCAUUGUGUUCUCUGAGAUAGGUUGUUUAAUUGUAGAGUUCUCAUUGUCUUUCUAGACGACAUCAUCAGGACUAACUUCACUAUGAAGUGAUCUGUCAAUAUCUCUCCGUCACGGAUUUAGUAGCUUGUCUCGACGAUCUGGUCUGUAACUAGUUGUUUCCUUUCAUUGUUGUGUCAUUGACUUCAUAGAUUUUCUUGUUGGCUAUUCCUCUGCUUGACCUCUUGCUUUUCUGUUGUUUGUCAUUUUUCCUAUUGGUUGAUAGAUUGGAUCUAUGUCUAUACACCUAUUGAUUGCUGACUGACUGACUGACUGACCUGAAUGUCAAGCCUCUAGGAAUUCACUGAUAUUCUUUGUGUUUCCUCUCUCCCUCCCAUGUUUGUAGAUUGUCGAAAUUCAAUUCAUGUCCAUUGUUGUUAUCCAGGUGCAUUGAAAUGAGUGAUGAAGUGUUGUGUGUGACGUUUAAUAGUCAAUUGGUGUUCAUGUAGACGAAGGUGAAGGGGGCGACCACUUUGUCUAAUGUAGUGUUGACUGCAGUUAUUGUCGUUGAUUUUGUAAAUGAUAUUCGGUUUGUCUUCUUUGGUUGUUGCAUCCUUCGGUUUGGAUGAUGGUGUUUAGAGGGAAUUUGUUGGUUUAUGAGCCAGCUAGCCACCUAGCCACCAAUUCCACUAAGUGAUCUCAGUAAUCUUGUCGUGAUUUCUGAUGUAUUCAUUGUUUAUGUAGGAUGGAAUGAUGCGUUUAUUGAUUUGUGUCGAUGACUUUUUAGUUGAUGAUGUACGAGAUAGGCAUCUUUUGAUAAAGUUUCUUGGUUAGUCGUUCUUCUUUAGGAUGGACAUCAAGUAAUUUUCUUUGUUUUCCCGUGAAUAUUAUUAUUAUUACUAUUAAUAUACUAUCCAGCUGAAGUUUUAGUAGUAUGGCGAUUAAAUUAAAGUUCUUCUUUUCCUGUAAUCUUUUCAAUCUAGUUGACGACUCUUCAAAAUCUCGUACCGGUAGUAAUUUAAGCAAAAGUCAGUCAGAUGAACAAAUUCAUAGGAAAAGUGAACAAAUGCUAGCUGAACUAGACUUAGUACAUAAAUUGAUGAAUUCACCAGAAGAAAUGGGUUUAGACCAUGAACAUGGUAAAGAUAAUGAGACGGAAUGUUAUGUACAGACAAUAUGUGAGCCAUGUUCAGUCAGUAAGGCUGGGAUUAACUUUGAUCUUCUGCUCCGUCGUAUUGACACAACAAAUGCACGUGUAACUACACUCAUCAAUCUGUGCACUACAGCUGUCCUGGCCUCGGAUACAAGUGCUAUCAACUUUCUAGUGAACAGUUUAAAGCGUAUGCGGAGGAAACAAAAUCUGUCAAUCAAUGAAGCUGAUGAUAUGAUGUCAACAUUUUUAAAAGAUCCCCUUGUUCUGUUGCGUUCAAGGAAGAAAGGGAACAGAAAUGAAGCUGGUGGUGGUGAGGAAAAGGCUGUUACAUUCAGCAUUAAUUAUCCUGAAGACGAUGAUGAAGAUGAGGAUGAGGAUGAAAUAAAUGGUGUAAGUGAUGAGACAGAAAUCCGUUGGGAAAUGAAUAGUUUACAUUUGAGCACUGACAAUUCAACCAGCGACAGCGACGAUGAAGGUCCAACACCUGAGUACGUUUUGAAUCUGUCAAAACAGAUACGUAAAACAGAAGGUACACGACUGAAACAAAAUCUACGUUUAUUACGUCAUAAGAAAUCAUCAACAACAGUGAUUGCAACAGGAGCAGGUGUAGCAGGAGGUUCAUCUGUACCAGGAAGUAUUAGUAAAAAAGCCUCAUUCAAUGUACCACCACCACUGAACCCACUUGGGCAUAAUCGUAAUGAUCUCUUGAGAGCACAUGCAACAGUACCAAGUGGACUGUGUCAACAAGGUCGUAAGAUAUCGUCUUCUUCUAUGGUAUCAUCAACAGGCGGUUCGUGUCAUACCGAUGGAAGUAUGAAAUUAACUCCAACACUACCGUUUAAUCUGCUGAGCCUGACAGGACAGUUAUCGUGGCUUAUCUCUGAAUAUCUUGAACGUGGCAGUUCAACAUAUAAAUGGGCCACUGAAUUAAUUAAUUCGAUUGUUAAAAUGUCAGUAAAUCGUUCAACAUGGUUAAAUGUUCAUCAACAACUCAGGGAAACAACUGAAUUGUUAUAUUCACAUCGUGAUCAACUAAUGAAAAAUCCUUGUUCUGCAUCUGAAACACCUCAAGGUGAAAUUGCCUGGACUAAGCUGCAAGCUAUUCAUCAAGCUAUUCUACUCGGGGACUUAAACUCUAGUACAAUUACUUCAGACCGGUUAAAAAUGUUGCAUAAAUCUGUUAUACAAAACAGUGGUAGUACUACUACUACUAAUAAUAAUAAUGAUAGUGAUGAUAAUAACAGCAAGACAGACAGGAGACUAGUUCAGUUGUCAGGCUUGUUAGAGAAGAAAUUACACUUGGCGUAUUUAUGUGACUUACUAUUAUGGAAAGCGCAUAAAAUCAUCUUGAUGGAUCAUGGUUAUGAUGAUGAAGAUAUAGCCAAGUGUCAACUGAUGGAUUUCCAGAUACGUCUGUUAGAAUUACAACUGGAUCAAGCCAAUGGACAGAAUUGGUCAUCGGCGUUAAUGGAUUAUAUCAUGUGUUGGAUGUGUGAAAUUUGUGAAUGGAAAAGAGAAUUCAAUCCAAACACUUCAGAUAUUGACUAUUUUAUAUGGAAUGAAUUGUAUGUGUUUAAAAAUUCUGUUCAUAAUCUACUCGACUUGGUGAAAACAUUGAAUUCGUGUAAACUGAUACGAUCAGCUUUCGAUGAAAACUAUAAAAAUGCAACUGACAACACUACUAGCAGUAAUGGUAGUGGUAGUAACAGUAGUAUCGGUAAUACUAUGAAUUCAGAUACUUCCCUAGCAGAUAUUUCGACAAAAGGACAAUCUCAUCGUUCCCAUCAUUAUCAUCCACAUCAUCAUCAUCACAGUCAAGGAGACUUUCGUGCGCUAGAUGCUGAUCGAUGCUCUCGUUCAUAUGCAGCCUUGAUUAGACAAAUACAAGAACAUGCUAUGAAGAAUAGACCUCUUAGCUAUUUCGCGGAACGUGCUCUUUACGAUAUUGCAGUGGAGUUAGGUUGUCCAGUUAAUUGGGAUGAACGAUUCGACAGUUUAAGCAAGGAAUUGCAAUAUGCAUGGCAGGAAUGGGAAUUGAUCAUACAAGAAAAAAUUGAUCGUGAUUUCUAGUCCAUUAUUGUUUGUUACUGAAAUGAAUAUCUAUUCCCUAAUCCGUGCCCUAUCAUCGUAAUCCUUAAAAAAUCUAUUUUUUGCCACUACACUGUUUUUAUGCCAUAACUAUCCUAACGGUACACUACAGUAAUAACAUUUAUUUUUCUAACUUAAGUAGAAAAACAAGUUUUUGAGUACUUUUCAAAAAACGGAAAACAAUAGCAUAGAAAGAAACAGUUUUCACUCUUCUAGUUCCUUCUAUGUUCUUCUCUCUCUCUUUCCAUCUUCUCUUUGUUUUCUACGAGCUCUAAAAUCUCUAUUGAAACAAUAAUUCAGAUUAUUCUCUAAGUAUUACUAAUUAAAAUUAAAAUAUUUUCAUUGCUUUAAGCUAACUUUCGUCAAAAUUUUACUAACUAAUUAUCAUUACUACUGUUCAUGUAUUUUUUAAAGGUAAUAUUAUACUGUUAACAAUGAUCAUUUAUUUUUGUGCACUGGCAUAACAUGCGAUUUUUACUUAUCUGAGUCGAAAUAAAGGAAGAAUACUAUUUUCUGUGUAGACAUU
Molecule: messenger RNA, 3984 nt
Organism: Heterobilharzia americana
Lineage: Eukaryota; Metazoa; Platyhelminthes; Trematoda; Strigeidida; Schistosomatidae
Source: the annotation of a GenBank genome assembly